UACAGAGGUCUUAAACAAGAGUAGUCUUAUUAUAGGAUGCCAAAGGUUUUUCAUAGUCAUACAAUAAAACAGUUCCUGUUUUACAUAUUCUACUAGUUUCACUUUUGCUUUUAUCACAUAUAUCUGUGGAAAGCACUACAGAAGUUAAUACAGAUGGUGACAUCUUCAUUUAAAGAUCCAUAAAUUUUUUAUUCCACCAAUAGCAAAGCAGAUUCUGCAGACUACUGGAGACAACUAACAGAAAGCAAGAUGGCCUUCUGGAAAUUCUUUCAAAAAGAACCUCUGAACAGAACCGAUUCUCAAGGCAAAGCAGAUUUUGGUGUGUUUGACAGGCCAUGGAGAAACAUAAAUUGGAACAAGAGCGAGUUAGAGGAGAAGUUGAGAGAGUUUACGGUCUGUAAUCAACAAAUCAAGCAUUUCCGAUUUCUGAUGAAGGGACCCAUCGGGGCUGGAAAAUCCAGCUUUGUGAAUUCCAUUGAUAGUGCAUUUCAAAACAGAGUUACGAACAAAGCAAUUGCAUCAUCAUCAUCAAAUGUUAGUUGCACCAGAAUUUACAGACCCUACAAAAUCAAAGAUGGAAAUUCUGGAACCUUAUCUUUUAUGUUCUAUGACACCAUGGGUGUGGAAGAUGGCAAAGAAGAUGGGAUUCAUCUGGAGGAUUUAAAGAGUGCUUUGCGUGGCAAUUUGCCAGAUGAAUAUAAGUUUAACCCUCGUGGUCACUUAACUCCUGAGGACCCCCACUUCAAUAACAAACCCUCAAUGGAAGAGAGAACACACUGCCUGAUCUGUGUAGUGUCAGCAAACAGCAUUUCUCAAAUUUCUGAUGAGAUCUUUGAGAAGCUAAAUCUAAACUUCAGACAUGCCACUGAUAUUGGGAUCCCUCAAGUUGUUAUCAUGACCAUGAUUGAUCAAGUCUGUCCUCUGGUCAAGAAGGAUCUGAGAAAUGUCUACACAAGCAAGAAAAUAAAGGAAAAGAUGAUGGUUUGCAGUGACAGACUGUCCAUCCCUAUGACCUGCAUCUUUCCUGUGAAGAACUACUACGAGGAGAUAGAGACGAACAACGACAUGGAUGUCCUCCUCCUGUCUGCGCUGAAACAAAUCUUACAUUUUGCCAAUGAUUACACCGACAAGCUCUGAACACUUCAUGAUAAAUACUGUACAUGUUCUAUUUGUGCAUAUUCAGUAGCUACCUAGCUAAAGACUAAUAUUCAGCUAAUCUGAGCAUUUUUUUAUAUAUAUAAAAAACAAUUUGGUUUAUUUUGUUCUAAUAUUUUUAACAUGGCUUUAUCCUUCUUGAGCUUGUAAAUGUAUAUGCUAAUGUGAACAUUUGUAUGUACAAUUGCUAAUUGUGUGUGUUUAUUUUUCUUUUUUUCUCAAAACACCUCAAUCUCAUUGAAGCAUCUCCGUCUGUCAAAGGUCUCCAGUUUUAUGCAGAAGUUCACGUUUGCUCUUUGGUAUAACUUGCCGCUCAGGAUGAAAUCUCAUAGCGCACAGUUAGCAGCCUCAGUCUCGAAACCUUUUAAUACCACCUCGUAUUUGUGUCUCCCAGUAUUACAGUAACAAACAUUAAAUGUCACACAUUACCAGUGGAACCUUUGUUGAAGGGUCCAGACAUAGACAAGAAACCUUGCGGCAACGUUCUGCACAUAAGUGUAUGUUCCUAUACUUGUAAUUUCUUGUUGGGUUUUAUGUUUCUCAAUCAGUAAAAUAAAUUUCACUUACAGUAAUGAAAACACUUUCAUUUAUUAAUUUUUAUGUAUUUAAUGUAACAUCAUAAACAUAAUGGUAAAAAACCCUACUAUUUAAAAUAUACCACAAAUUAAUACAUGGUUGGGUGCAACAUUUAUUUAAAAAAAAUUGUCUACAACCACAUCCUCUUCUUU
Messenger RNA from Silurus meridionalis, 1883 nucleotides. Its product is annotated as interferon-induced protein 44-like. Lineage: Eukaryota; Metazoa; Chordata; Actinopteri; Siluriformes; Siluridae. The coding region runs from base 250 to 1137 and encodes 295 amino acids. The transcript is spliced from 11 exons. The record is from RefSeq and is a predicted model, not a curated record.